AUGGUUAUUAAAGUAGGUUCAGGAGAAAUCGAUGAUCUAUCAACAUUAACCGUUCUCGAUAAAGAAAGUUUACUACGUGAAUUACGCGCUAGAUACAAAAAAGGAAUAAUCUAUACGUAUAUCGGAGAUGUUCUUAUUGCUAUAAAUCCAUUUAAACAAUUGAAUAUCUAUGAAAAGCAGCAACAUGAUCUAUAUAAAUAUGUUCAAUAUCGAAAUCAAUUAGUCCCACAUCUUUUUUGGAUUGCUGAUCAAGCGUAUCGAAAGCUUUGUUUAUCGAAAACGUCGCAAUGUAUUGCUGUUUCAGGCGAAAGUGGAGCUGGAAAAACGGAAUCAACAAAACUUAUUGUUUCACAUAUCAUACAUUGUUCAGGUGACGCUGGUGAUCGAGAAUUACAAAAUCGAAUUAUUGAAACGUCACCACUGCUAGAAGCAUUUGGAAAUGCUCAAACAUGUAUGAAUCAAAACUCCAGUCGUUUCGGAAAAUAUCUUCAACUAAAUUUUACUGACACGGGUCGAAUUAUCGGUGCGAAAGUUUAUGAGUAUUUACUUGAAAAGUCGCGCGUGGUUCAACAUGGUCCAGGUGAACGAACAUUUCAUUUUUUCUAUUAUUUAUUUGCUGGUUUGGAAAAAGAAACAUUAGAAUAUUUUUAUUUGGACGAUCCGGAAACUUAUCGAAUUUUAAAAGAUCCAUGCGGAGGAAAAGUAUUUCCAGAUCGAUCCGAUGUUGCAUAUUGUCGACAAAUGUUUAAUACACAAAAAGAAAUUAUGCAACGAUUAGGAUUUACUAGAGAAGAUAUUAAUAUGGUAUUUACGAUUCUUUCGGCAAUUCUUCAUUUAACUAAUAUUCGCUUUUCUCAUGAUGAGGAAACAGAUGGCGUCUACAUUGAAGACGAAUAUCCAUUAGAAGUUGUCUGCAGUCUACUUGUACUUGACCAAGAAAUGUUAACUAUGGCUCUCAUUUCGACGUUCAGUAUGACUAAAGAUGAACGUGUAAUAAGUUUAAAAAAUUUCGAUCAAGCUAACGAUUGUCGUGAUGCGCUUGCGAAAGCUUUAUAUGAACGUUUAUUUUCGUGGAUUGUUAAACAGAUCAAUAUUCUAUUGCAACCAAAUCGACGAUACAAUCAAACCGAUGAUAACAUCGAGCGUACAUGUUCAAUAUUAGAUAUGUCAGGUUUUGAAAACUUUCAGGUGAACAGCUUUGAACAACUAUGUAUCAACGUUGCUAAUGAACAUCUACAGUAUUAUUUUAAUGAACAUAUUUUUCUACAAGAAGAACACGAUUAUCGAGCCGAAGGCGUAUCAUGUCACAAAGUUCAGUUUCAAAAUAAUGAAGAUUUAAUUGAAUUAUUUAUGGGUACAUUGGGCAUAUUGGCAUUACUUGAUGAAGAAUCACGUUUUCCAAAAGCAAACGAUGAAUCACUUGUACAAAAAUUUCAUAGUCAUUGUAAAGCUCAUCCAAGAUAUAUUAAACCGAGAGGCAAUGAAUCGGCUUUUGGUAUUCAUCAUUAUGCCGGCAAAGUUGUUUAUGAUGCUCGUGGAUUUUUAGAAAAAAAUCGAGACAAUCUCAGUGCAAAUUUAAUUGAAUGUAUGGAAAAAAGUGGAAUUGAAUUAAUUAGUCAUCUAUUUCAUACGACUGAUGAUAUAAGUCAUUCGUCGGAUACUGGAAUAUCGUUGGCUUCGCAAUUUAAAAUAACGGAUAAUGAAAAUAAAUCUCAAUCUAUCGGUUUCCAAACAACUUGUCAUGCUAAAUCAUAUGAAACUGAAUGUACAAAAGAAAGUUUUAGUCAAAAAACUGCUAAAUUAUUUCGACAAGAUUCAAGACCAUUUACGAAAAGUUGCAGCGUUCCAAAGGAACGUUUUAGUCAAAACACGGUUACUCUUCAUUUUAAAGUAUCUCUCACUGAAUUGCUGGACAAAAUGAGAGAUGCUGAACCGUCAUUUGUCAGGUACGUGGGUCAAUAUGUAAAUGUCACAUUUACAUUCAGUCGACGAAUGUGUUGA
Molecule: messenger RNA, 2001 nt
Organism: Rotaria socialis
Lineage: Eukaryota; Metazoa; Rotifera; Eurotatoria; Philodinida; Philodinidae
Source: the annotation of a GenBank genome assembly